Molecule: messenger RNA, 1986 nt
Organism: Heterotrigona itama
Lineage: Eukaryota; Metazoa; Arthropoda; Insecta; Hymenoptera; Apidae
Source: the annotation of a GenBank genome assembly
GUAGUGGAGUACGAUCCCUGGUGCGAAUGGGCGGAUGGCCACGUAAGAAGAGUCUACGGGCCAGACUGCGAAGAAGCGCGAAGACACGCGUCCGGAUGGGCGAUGAGGAACACGAAUAAUCACAACGUGAGCAUCUUGAAAAAGUCUUGCCUCGGUGUGUUGGUAUGCUCGCAAGAAUGCAUACUACCUGGCGGUGGAAGGGUUCACCUUCGACCGGCGAUUUGUGACAAGGCAAGGAAAAAGCAACAAGGCAAGCCAUGCCCGAACAGACAAUGCACCGGCCGGCUGGAGAUACUUUCGUGCCGUGGCCAUUGCGGUUAUCCAGUGACGCAUUUUUGGCGACACACUGAGCAUGCGAUAUUCUUCCAAGCGAAAGGACAACACGACCAUCCACGACCGGAAGCGAAAUCUACAUCCGAGGCGAGGCGAAGCGUGGGUGCCGGCCGAAGGGUGCGUGGACUAGCAGUUCUUCUGGCGAACGAGGCUGCCUUGGGUUCCAAAGUACAUGAAUCCUCGUGCUUUUUCCAGUUAAUGUCACUACGUGGAACGAAAAGACCGAACUCGGAAGCAAUCGAACCUCCAAGGACGACGCAACCACCGCCACUAAUACCGGACAAAGGAUACUCCUGUUCCUGUCCGCCAUUUGAAUGCAUGUGUGGCCUGCAGACGAACGCCUCGGCUUAUCAGCAAUCUCAUCAUCAUCAUCAUCAUCAUCAUCAUCAUCAUCAGACAACCAUGUAUCCUCAGCAAGCAGCCCCGAACGACACCCCGUACUGGCUCCAAGACACCGUGCCAUCCCAAGAGAACGCUCUGGGAUACAAUCUGGCCAACGAGGUGCCCCAUGAAGCCUCCUAUCCCGAUUUUCCCUCGUUCACCGGAGAACUGCUCCAACCGGAAGAGAUCUUCCAGCUGGACCAACCCCUCAGACCAGAGUUCACGAUGAAUUCUCAAGAAGUGGCUAGAUCACCGCCUACGUUGCUCGAUCUUGGAAGCGGUACGAUUAAAUACGAGAUGAAACAACAUCAGGAUCAAGCAUAUUGGAACCAAUUUCUCAGCGAAGAUUCUAGCAGCAGUCACUUGAGCAUGCCCCAGGACGACCGGCUUCAGUUUCCUGGUUUCGAGACGGACAAAGACUCCAAUGGCUUCUGCGUCAAGAGACCCGUGAACCAUUUCGUAUCCAACAAGGAAGUGAACCAGAAUCACCACUUGAACAAUCCGUUGAACUUCCAAGACUACCAACGACACCAGAAUCACAAGAGUUUCGUGGACGGGCCGGUGAAGAACGACCAAGAGGCGAACUAUUGGGCUCAGAGUCAUCAGGACGAUCGUUUGAACUUCCCUGGCUUCGACCAUCACAAAGAGGAGGAUCUGUUGUCGCCUAGAAGAGACGUGAACUGUUUCCCCAAGGAGAAUUGUCAACCAGGGUUAAUCGACCGGGGGAAUUACAACAUCUAUCCUAAAAAGGAGAACGGAAUGGUCGAUCCCGUUCGCCCUAGUCGCAGCCCCAUGGAGACCAAGCAUUAUUCCUACGACGGCUACAGUCAGAUGUUCGAGCAGUCGGACGGCAAGAGUCAGUUGACCAAUCGUUCUAAUCAGAACACGAACCGAAUGGUUCUGGACGAACGAUUGCAGAAUAAUUACGGCCGUGAGACGAAUCCAGACUCAACCGAGAGAUUGUUCCCAGACUCGAACGGCAUGGAGGCGGCCAUGCCAGCGCAGAACAGUCCGGAACCUUUCUUCUAUUCUAGUAACGAUCGUUGUCAUUACACUUGCGAGGUGCUUGACACCCGGUUGCCCCAAAUGCCCAUGGCGAAUCCGACAGUCGCGCAAUCCGCUAUGAAUAAUUACGGCGACGUCAGCGAGUUGGAUCUACCACCUUUCGUUGAUUACACUCUCGUAGGCAUGCUGUGCUCCACGGAGGAGGACACGUCGACUUUAUUAACCGGCUGUCCCCAAAACGGACAGAACUACGUUCCCCAUCAUUAG